Messenger RNA from Strongylus vulgaris, 138 nucleotides. Lineage: Eukaryota; Metazoa; Nematoda; Chromadorea; Rhabditida; Strongylidae. The record is from the annotation of a GenBank genome assembly.
GUAAUGUCGCUGAAAGACGACGAAUCAGUGAUGGAUGUUGAGGGUGUCGUGCUUGAUCGUGAAACAAUCUCCUACAAGGAUCACAAUCAUCUUCAUCGACCGACGAAAGCGUCACGACGUCAAAGUCUUCUGAUAUGA